This is a messenger RNA of Salpingoeca rosetta, 3526 nucleotides long. RefSeq lists its product as uncharacterized. Gene Ontology annotation, biological process: cilium assembly. The record is from RefSeq and is a predicted model, not a curated record. NCBI's taxonomy places the organism in Eukaryota, Choanoflagellata, Craspedida, Salpingoecidae. The transcript is spliced from 14 exons. Gene Ontology annotation, cellular component: ciliary basal body; cytoplasm. The annotation marks the transcript as partial.
CAUGCAAUUUAUAGUGUCGGAAUCCUGUAACGGUCCUGGUCCUGGAACGCCGCAUCUCACCCACACCAUCGAGAUGCAGCGGGUGGACUGGCGUCGCAUUGUCGGCGUGGAUGCUGACAAGGCGCCACCAGAGACGCUGCAGUCGUUGCUGCAGAACAUUGCGUUCUGCGACAUUGAAACGGAACAUCUGGCUGGCGUCGACGCAAACUUCAUCACGCUGUUCAAGCUGGCGCAGAGAUGCAUCCGGUACGUGUUGGACUCGCAGGAGCAGCUUAUCCAACAAGUCGACGACCUCAAGGGCCAACUCACCAAAGCAAAGCAGGACAACCAGAGGCUUGCUGAAAAGUACACCAAGGCAAAGAGUAACAUUCGGCGCCUGCAAAAGUCGUUCCAGACGCUCUCCUCGCAACCACAACGCAUCGUCUACCAGUGUGAGUUGUGCAGCAAGACCUUUGUGUCGCAGAGCCACGUCAUCUCGCACGUGACGCGCAAGCACAGCGACCUGCUUGGGCUGUCGGAGCCCCUCGACCACGUUGUCAAGCUGCAGCCUACCGCUGUACAGCAGGAACAACAGCAGCAACAGCAGCAACAACAGCAACAGCAGAAGAACAAUGCGCUUCAGGAUGAGGUGGACAGACUGCAGCGACAGCUGGCGGCAACGCAGCACAAGCUCGAGGACACAGAGGCGACAUAUGCGCGGACGGUGAAGGCGCUUGAGGUGCAGCUGCGGGAUGAUGCUGCCGAGCACGACCGGCACCUGCGCAACACCAUGGCAGAUAUGGCCAGGAAGCAGGAGGACGCCAUCAGGCGCUUGGAGGCGCAGCUUAUCGACGCCUCCAGCAUCAGCGAGCAGCCCGCCGCCGCCGCUGCUGCUGCCGAUGCGCACCACCAGCACCACCCACAUACCGGGCCUGAUGUUGAGCGGCUGAUUGCUGCAAACGAGCGCUUACAGGCGCAGCAGGAGCAGAUGCAGCGCCAACUCGCCGCCGUCACACACCAGGCGCAUGCUGGUGCAGCGGACACCCGUGUUUCAGACACAACGGAGAUGAGGAGAGAGAUGCUCAGCUUCCAGCAGGAGCUGAUGGCAGCGUUGCAGCGGCAACAGCUCGCAUCCGCCGUCGCUUCAACGCAUCCGUACCCGCGACACAGAUCAACCAAGGUACCGCGGGCUGCGGGUGCGAGCGGCUCUGAGACGAACAGCGAUGUGGAUGAAGGUCGCCCGUCACCUCCACCCCCAUCGCGCCGCCACCGCCGCGCACACACGCGCAGGGAGGCAGCAACACCCUCGCCAACACCUGCGAGUCGUGGUGGCGGUGGGCGGAGAGGAAUUCUUGCGCGGCUGAAGAGUUUCAGUUUCGUGGACAGACAGCGGAGCAAAGACGGAACAGACGACGAUGAUGAUGACAAUAGGGAGUUGGAGGAGGAGGAGAAGGGGCGUGGUGGUCGUGCUGUGCGCGGAGGUGCAGAUGACGAAGAGGGAGGCAGCAGUGGCGGUGAUGGUGAUGAUGAUGAUGAUGAUGAUGGUGAUGAUGGUGAUGUGCAGGGGAAGAGGCGAGGAGGAAACGAGAAGGCAGGAAAGCAGAAGCAGCAGGAACAGAAGAGGCAGCAGCGGAAGAAGAAGAAGAAGAAAACAGAAGGAAGAGCAACACCCGCAGGAAGGGAUGCGGAGGAGGAGGUAGCAGGUGUUGUUCGGGCGGUGAGCGAUGUGUGGACCACCAGCGAAGAGGAGGAGGAGGAGGGCGAGGGGGAGGAAGGCAAGGUGACACGCAAGGCAAAGGAGGAGGAGAAGAAGAAGAAAAAGACGAGGACGAAGACAAAGAAAGACAGGGAAGAUGCAGCCCGGGACGAAGCAGACAGUGACACAGCUGGGAGGAGGAGGAGGGAGAAGGGGGAGGAAGACACGGGCGAUGAAGGUGCAGACAAGAAAGCAAAGGUUAAGGGCAAGGCGAAGGGGAAGCGACGCAAGCAGGUGGAGCAGGAGGAACGAGACGAAGAAAUGACAAGCGAUGGAGAGGAGGAGGAAGAGGAGGAUAGGAGUGCACCGAAACGCAAAAAGAAAGCUCGCGAUGACAAGAAAGGUGCUGUUGCAAAGGAGAAGAAGGCGGCCACGAGCAAGUCGAAGCCGGCACGCCCACCGCCGCCAAGCAAGAGUCUCAGGCAGAAGCAACGGUCCCUGAGUUUCCUCGGUCGCGCCCCCGUCUUCCGCCGCUCCCGCAGCCUCCUGCGCAUCGGCACACCGAAGCGCAGCAAGUCGCUCGAGCCACCGCGGUCCGAAGACGAAGACGACGACGAAGAGGACGACGAGACGGCGUCGACACGGUCGCGAUCGCCAGCGCUGCUGCGGCGGCGGCGGCGGGCUGAGCCAUCAGCAUCGUCAUCGGCAGCAGCCGCAGCGCAGCGGAAGAAGCGGUGGGGGAAGGCGACGUCUGGCAUCCUGGACGACGUGACGUCCGUGUCGUGGAAGGUGCUCAACGCCAAGAAGGACGCGGUGCUGCAGGACCUCGACACGGCCCUCCACAGCUACGGACUCAGCUCAUCUGCUCGCGGGCUGCGUGAGGAGCAGUUUACGUCCAAGUUGUCGUACAUGCCGCCGCCAGCACCGGAUCUCGAGCAUAUCCGCAGUCGCGUCCUGGAAGAGGUCGACGACUACUGCACGCGCAAGCUUGCGUCGUCACCCCGCCCAACAACACCAACGCGUGCACCCGUGCAACCGGCGCGGCCAGAGAACGUGAGCGGCCUGCUCUCUGCAGACGCAGCCGCCACAACGCGACCGGCACCAGCAAAGGCAAAGGCAAAGGCAAAGUCAAAGGCAGCAGCGGCAGCGGCAAGUGCGGGCAGCAGCAAGCGGGAACUUGGCGAGUCGUGGGGUGAUGAGGAGUCGGGAGCAGGUGAACACGAGGACCGCACGGCACUCAUGGGUGACGAGUGGAACGACGACGACGACGACGAUGAAGAGGAGGAGGGCAAGGGCCGUCACGAUGGUCGUGGUGGUCAUGGCGGGGUGACGAAGCGGGACAGCAGCGUGGGCGCUGUUGAGCGCAGUCACAGCGGCGUUGGCGGUGGCCGUGUGCUGAGGAGUGGGAGUGUUGGGGCAAUGGAUGCGCCCGUGCGACGACGCAGCACAAUGGUGCGGCAGCACUCACUCAGCUUCGACAGCAGUGACAACGGCGACAAUGGCGCCAACGGCAACGGACAGCAACCGACUGCCGCUGCACAGGCCGCCACCACCACUGCCACUGCACAGCCGAGCACCAGCACAACCGCGCCCGUCGUCGUGCCAUCACAGAGCGCCGUUGGCUUUGACGACUGGGACUCUGACGAGAUCUCGGAGCUGUCAGAUGUGGACAUUCCUGCCGGCGUUCUCGCACAGAGCACGGAGCAGCUCGCAACCCGCCCGCCCGUGGCUGGCGUGAAGCCCGUGGAUGUGUCAACCUCUGAACUGCAGCGCACGCGUCAGUCGAUGUCGCCUCCCAGUUCCUUGAUGAGGUCUGUGACGGUUGUUCGCAUGGCGGAGACGACCUCUUGA